Messenger RNA from Botrytis fragariae, 912 nucleotides. RefSeq names its product putative carbohydrate esterase family 16 protein. The transcript has 4 exons. Gene Ontology annotation, molecular function: hydrolase activity, acting on ester bonds. NCBI's taxonomy places the organism in Eukaryota, Fungi, Ascomycota, Leotiomycetes, Helotiales, Sclerotiniaceae. The record is from RefSeq and is a predicted model, not a curated record. The coding region runs from base 1 to 912 and encodes 303 amino acids.
AUGUUACCUCAAUAUUUGUUCGUCGUUCCUCUAUUGGUUGAUAGCUGUAUAGCUUUCCCUUUCCUGAACUCCUUUUCGCCUAGACAAGCAACAGGAACCAAAUAUCUUUUUUCCUUCGGUGACUCGUAUACACGAACACUCUUCUCGAUAACUGGCACGAAGCCUUCUGCAGACAAUCCUAUCGGAAACCCUCCGUUUCCGGGCACUACAACAGACGCGGGUCUCAAUUGGAUUGAUUAUUUGGUCACCGCAUAUAAUACCUCCUUGACACUAUCGUAUAAUUUUGCUGUUGGAGGCUCAACAGUGGAUAACAAUGUCGUUCCUUCCAUUACAAAUGGUGCUAAAUCACUUGUCGAACAAACCGCAAUCUUCACUGCUAAUCUUGCACCGAAACCUUCAUAUGCCCCAUGGACUUCGGCAAAUACACUCUUCGCUGUAUGGUUUGGUAUCAAUGAUAUUGAUCUCAGUUAUACAUAUUCUAAUGAGAGUACACUCUUCACGGAGAUCUUCGAUACCUACUGGAAGCAGCUUGACAUAAUGUAUUACUAUGGAGGUAGAAAUUUUGCAUUGCUGACAGUCCCACCUACCAACAAAACCCCCAGAGUUCUAGCAUUGAAUAGUACUUCACAAGCGGCGUACGCUUCAAGCAUUGCAGCGUGGAAUACUCUUGUCAAAAACACGGCCACUCAGUUCCAAUCCGAAAGAUCUGGGACUACUGUCAAAGUGAUUGAUACUUCAAUUCCCUUCAACACUGCUCUCAGUAACCCAACAGCUUAUGGUUCUCCAAAUGCAGUUUGUUAUAACACCAAUGGAGUGAGUUGUUUGUGGUGGAACAGUUUUCAUCCUGGUCAGGCGGUUCAAAAGUUGGUUGCUGCAGCAUUCGCAGGAGCUUACAGUGGUACAUUCUUUUGA